Messenger RNA from Coffea arabica (coffee), 1104 nucleotides. RefSeq lists its product as uncharacterized. Lineage: Eukaryota; Viridiplantae; Streptophyta; Magnoliopsida; Gentianales; Rubiaceae. The record is from RefSeq and is a predicted model, not a curated record.
AAACUUAGCCAUUCCUUCUUCAUUUUCUGCUGGUCUGGCCGAACUUAGCAAGGAGAGAAACACCAAGGAAGAUUUCUUCAUUUCAUCUCCAACUCCAACAAAUAAGUGAGGAAUCAAGCGAAGUAAACCGAUUAAACUUGUUUUCUAGUGACUAGCUAGUGAGUGGUGGUGUGAGUUUUGAAGGGAAGAGCUUGUGCUACUCUUGGUGACUCUUAAUCAAGGUGAUGGCAGACACUGACUCUUCUGGGGGUGCUGGACCGUCCCAGCCUGCACCUACUGACAUUCCGACCGAGAUACCUACUGAGGUGCCUGAGGUGCCUGAGGUGCCUACUGACGCACCUACUGACGCUCCUGAGGUUGAGCCAUAUUUAGCGGGCCCUGUAUGCCGCGUGAUCACAUACCAGGAGGUUCCCGGCGGGCCAGUGCAGCGGUGGUCCCCAGCGCGCAAGAUCCGGCGCUGCGAUUGCUGGAAGACCUACUCUUACCCUGACCGAGUAGUGCUUGCUAUAGAUGAUGAUCGGAGACGAUUGGGUAGCACCAAUCGUAGGUGCUUUGCGGAGAUAGAGCGUCUCCAGGCUACUCUCCGAGAUCAGGGAGCUCGGAUACGCGAGUUGGAGGCCGCAGUUCUGGCAGAGCAGCAGCAGUCUGAUGCUUACCGUGACCAGGCUCAUGCGGUGACUGGACGUCUGAUGCACAUAGUUGGACACAUACGAGACCGGACUGACCGCAUCCUGACCGAGUGCGAGGCACUUGUUGAGGACGUGAUCCAGGACUUGGCCGAGGAAGGCCAAGCGCCUGCAGCUCCUGCCGCUCCUGGUGUCCCUGAGGAGGAUCCAGAGGAGGAUCCUGAGGAGGACAUGGAGGAGGAGCCGAGCGCGUCCUCAGAGUCAGUUGGGUCGGCGUCUAGCCAGACCACUUGUUAGGAUGGAGGUUUUAGGAGUUUUUGUGGGCUAGUUAGGAACAUAGUGGGACGACACGUCUUCUUUUGUUUUUGUUUUAGACGUGUCCUGGUGGAUGUAAAUAUCUUUUGUUCUAUGUUCCUUGGCUGUUAUAGCCUUUGACUACGUGACUUGUUGGCCUGUAUAUAUGACUUGUUUGAUAUGU